AGAGUGUCAUUGUGAGGUACCUACGUGCCCUGAGGUACCUACGUACGUUGAUGGGGCUCCUAAAUACACUGAUGGGGUUCCUAUGUACACUGAGGCACCUAUGUACCUUAAUGAGGCUGCUACGUACUCUAAUGGGGUUCCUACGUACACCGAUGGGACUCCUAUUUAUCCUAAGGCACCUACUUACCCUGAUGAUAUAUAUACGUACCCAGAGGCAUCUACGUAUCCUGCUGCACCUGCGUACCCUGAGACAUCUACGUAUCCUGAUGCACCUACGUACCAUAAUGGGACACCUACCUGCUUCCUCACCUGCUGCACCUGGACGCAGGAUUCGGGAUACGAACCUACCUAUCCUAACCUAUCAAUGGUGUUCCUACGUAGGAACGCCCUGGUACCUAAUGACCUCACCUUUUAUCAUCAUGCUGACUACCUGGCAAUAGUGUUACCUGGACCAGCUGAAGAAGUGAGCUUAGAGGUGGUAAAUGAGACAAGAAUGGUGAAGGUGAGCUGGGGAACACCACCAGCUCUCUGGAAGUUCCCUGCCAGCAUCACUCAUCUCCUGGAGUACAAGAGGCAGCAUCAGGAUACCUGGACCAUG
Messenger RNA from Cherax quadricarinatus, 598 nucleotides. NCBI's taxonomy places the organism in Eukaryota, Metazoa, Arthropoda, Malacostraca, Decapoda, Parastacidae. The record is from RefSeq and is a predicted model, not a curated record.